Molecule: messenger RNA, 885 nt
Organism: Penicillium angulare
Lineage: Eukaryota; Fungi; Ascomycota; Eurotiomycetes; Eurotiales; Aspergillaceae
Product: RTA1 domain-containing protein
Exons: 3
Coding region: 1-885 (294 amino acids)
Cellular component (GO): plasma membrane; fungal-type vacuole
Source: RefSeq, a predicted model, not a curated record
AUGGUCGACAUGAUGGCUUUGACGAUUGGUUGCCACGCCAAAAUCCCCGGCGUCGGCACCUCUUAUGGAUAUGUACCACAACUUUCGGUUGGCAUUGUCUUCUGCGCCCUCUUCGGUGUCGCGAUGAUCGCGCAUACCAUUCAAUUCUGCUGGAAGCGACAAUGGUGGUGUGUAGUGUUUACUCUGGGUUGCAUGGUUGAACUGAUUGGUUGGGCCGGGCGAACAUGGUCUAACGUAUGCCCAUACAAUGGCACUGCAUUUUUGAUGCAAAUUUCUACCCUCAUCAUUGCUCCAACCUUCUUUACCGGUGGCAUAUACGUCCUGCUUGGCCGUUUCAUUCAAAUACUGGGCCCCGAAUCCUCCAUUAUCAAACCAUCCCUAUACCUCUGGAUCUUCUGCACCUGCGAUGUUCUUUCGCUCGUCAUCCAGGCCAUCGGUGGUGGCUUGGCCUCUGCUGAAGUCAAUAAAGUUAACGGCAACACCAAACCUGGUACACACAUCAUGGUCGCGGGUAUUGUUUUCCAGUUGUUCUCCAUCACUAUUUUCGUUAUCUGUGCCACCGACUUUGUUCGUCGUACCUUGCGCCGCCACCUUCUCCAAUCCAUGACAGGCACUAUCGUUCCACUUCUAGUCGCUAUGGUUUUCUCUGUGCUUUGCAUCUAUGCUCGAAGUGUCUACCGUACUAUUGAGUUGUCGCAGGGCUGGUCAGGGUACCUUAUCACACACGAGAGAUAUUUCAUUGCGCUUGAUGGAUCUAUGAUGAUUGCAGCUGUUGCGGUCUUCAACUUUGUACAUCCAGGGUGGUUUUUGCCAAAGGAUGAUUAUAAGCAUGAGACUGCCACAGAAGACUCGGAGUUCGAGAUGACCCGUCCAACGCAUUUUUAA